CCCCCUUUGCCGAGGGGGGUCCGGUCUCCCCGUUAAGACUGUCUCCAGGGGAAAUUUGCUCGCUCCACCAUGUCGGCUGCAGUUUUACCGGUUUCCAGCGGAGAAAGAGAGAGAGAGUAAGACACACCGAGAGAGAGAGAGAGACGGGGCGAACCGGACCGAGACCGACCCUGGAUUCAUGACUUGUGGGAUUACUGUUGGACGCGAGAUGAUCCUGAUUAAUAUCAUCACUUUGGUGUUUGUGUUGGAUGUGUGUGUGUGUGAUUCGGAGCUGGGCCCCCCCGGGUGGAGGGAACCUCUGGACUGCGUCCGAGCCUCUGAACUGUGCAACCAGAACAGCCAGUGCAGCUCACGUUACCGGAUCAUGCGGCAGUGCUUGUCUGGUGGGGACAAGGAACGUAGCGCCAUGCUGGCCUCCAAGGAGUGCCAGGGGGCGCUGGAGGUGCUGCAGGACUCGCCGCUGUACGACUGCCGCUGCAAGAGAGGCAUGAAGAAAGAGCUGCAGUGUCUGCAGAACUACUGGAGCAUCCACAUGGGCCUGACUGAGGGGGAAGAGUUUUACGAGACGUCUCCGUAUGAGCCAAUCCAUUUCUCAGAGGAAUACCGCCACGCGUCCAUCAUCUCAGACUCAUCUUUGUCAAAGAUGAGCCCCUGCUCCGAGGCGGGGAAACCCUGUAACCCCUGCUUGGACGCAGCAAAGGCGUGUAACCUCAACGAGACGUGUAAACGCUUACGGUCUGCCUACAACUCUAUCUGCAGCAAGGCCACGCCCCCACAGCCCUCUCUGGCCAAUCAGGAGCCGUGCAGCAGGAAAAGGUGUCAGAAGGCCCUGCGUCAGUUUUUCGAGCGAGUCUCAUGGGAGCUGAGUUACCCCCUGCUGUUCUGCUCCUGCCCCGACCAGGCGUGUGCCGAGCGCCGCCGCCGCACCAUCGUCCCCUCCUGCUCCCACCAGGAGAGGCACAAACCCACCUGUCUGGAGCUCCGACACACCUGCCGCUCCGACGCUCUCUGCAGGUCUCGACUGGCUGAUUUCCACAUGAACUGCCAGAUGACGUCUCACACUGUCACCAGCUGCCCUAAUGAUAACUACCACGGCUGCCUCAUGUCCUACGUCGGCCUCAUCGGCUCAGACGUAACGCCCAACUACAGCGACAGCAGUCCGUCCAACAUCACCAUCAGCCUGUGGUGUACCUGCAGGGGCACUGGCAAUCAGGAGCGGGAAUGUGACGCCUUCCACCGGGACUUCACACACAACACCUGCCUCAAAAACGCCAUCCAGUCGUUUGGUUACGGCUCAGAGGGAGGAACGCUUCUUGUAACUGAGUCGUCAUCCACCUUGUUACCCCCCGCUCAGCCUCCAAUCAUCUCCAAACCUGCUCCCUCUCUACACGGCACUGCGAUCAAACCCAUGGACAGCGCUUGUAUGUUUUCCACUUGUGCCAACCUGCAGGAUGGAGGCCAGAAGUGCGUCCCCUCGGAUGAGUACGAGUGUGAAGAGGCUCUGUUGGCCCAGGGGUCCUUAGACUCUCAGGACUCUGCAGGACCCAAAAGCAGCAGCUGGCAAUCAGCUCCACUCCUCCACCACGUGUCUGUGACUGUGUGUGUGUCCGUUCUGCCAACGUUUCUACUCUACGUCUCAUAAAUGU
This is a messenger RNA of Toxotes jaculatrix (banded archerfish), 1646 nucleotides long. RefSeq names its product GDNF family receptor alpha 2b (gene gfra2b). Gene Ontology annotation, molecular function: signaling receptor activity. NCBI's taxonomy places the organism in Eukaryota, Metazoa, Chordata, Actinopteri, Toxotidae. The coding region runs from base 179 to 1642 and encodes 487 amino acids. The record is from RefSeq and is a predicted model, not a curated record. Gene Ontology annotation, cellular component: signaling receptor complex; external side of plasma membrane. Gene Ontology annotation, biological process: nervous system development. The transcript is spliced from 10 exons.